GCUGCUUUUCUGCUGCGGGAUUUCAGGCUGGAGCUGAAUGUAGUUCGUGUGUGUGCUGAGUUUCUCGUGUGUGCUGAGUUUCUCGCGUGUGCAGUCACUGAAGGAGUGCUAGGAGUCAGCUAGCGCCAGGACCCCAGCAGCUGCAAUCCAGCUCUAGGUUUCUUUGAGGGAGGAGCGCUAGGCCCGCCCCCCGGACGGCCUCCGAAGCCAGCCCAGCCCAGUCCCACCCGCCUGCCCAGGCCCUACUUCCCUUGGCUUCCGCCAGCCGGGUUCUCUGCCCCAAGGACGCUCCUGCCCCGUACGAGCAGGAGGCAGCGCUCAGAUGCAGAAAGUGAAGCUCAGACACAUUGAAGAUUGUGUGACAUAGGGUAGGCAAGUGACAGUACAAGAAAGUGACAUAUUGCCUGAGGUCACCCGGAGGACCCAGAGCUGGAUCCUGGGGCUUCUCAUCAGAGAGGUGAGCCCCGUUGUCCCAGAGACCUCCUGGCCACCGGAAAGCCCAAGAUGGCCUCCAGCUCAGCCCCUGAUGAAAACGAGUUUCAAUUUGGUUGUCCCCCUGCUCCCAGCCAGGACCCAUCGGAGCCCAGAGCUCUCUGCUGCACAGCCUGUCUCUCUGAGAACCUGAGAGACGAUGAGGAACGGAUCUGUCCUAAAUGCAGAGCAGACGGCCUCCAACCUGUGAGCCCAGGAAGCCUUCUGACUCAGGAGAAGGUUCUCCCUGAUGUGGCUGAGGCUGGAAUCGUGUGUCCCUUUGCAGGUGUUGGCUGUUCCUUCAAGGGGAGCCCACAGUCCGUGCAGGAGCAUGAGGCCACCUCGCAGUCCUCACACCUGUACCUGCUUCUGGGGGUCCUAAAGGAGUGGAAAUCCUCACCAGGUCCCAACCUGGGCUCUGCACCCAUGGCACUGGAGCAGAACCUGUCGGAGCUGCAGCUUCAGGAAGCUGUGGAAGUGACAGGGGACCUGGAGGUAGACUGCUACCGGGCACCUUGCUGUGAGAGCCAGGAAGAACUGGCUUUGCAGCACCUCCUGAAGGAGAAGCUGCUGGCUCAGCUGGAGGAGAAGCUGCGUGUGUUCGCGAACAUAGUUGCUGUCCUCAACAAGGAAGUGGAGGCUUCCCACCUGGCGCUGGCCGCCUCCAUCCACCAGAGUCAGUUGGACCGAGAGCACGUCCUGAACUUGGAGCAGAGGGUGGUGGAGUUACAGCAGACCCUGGCUCAAAAAGACCAGGUUCUGGGCAAACUUGAGCACAGUCUGCGACUCAUGGAGGAGGCGUCCUUUGAUGGUACUUUCCUGUGGAAGAUCACCAAUGUCACCAAGCGGUGCCACGAAUCAGUGUGUGGCAGGACUGUCAGCCUCUUCUCUCCAGCUUUCUACACUGCCAAGUACGGUUACAAGUUGUGCCUGCGCCUGUACCUGAAUGGGGAUGGCUCAGGCAAGAAGACCCACCUGUCCCUGUUCAUUGUCAUCAUGAGGGGAGAAUAUGACGCUCUGCUGCCCUGGCCUUUCCGGAACAAGGUCACCUUUAUGCUACUUGACCAGAACAACCGUGAGCACGCCAUUGAUGCCUUCCGGCCUGACCUGAGCUCAGCCUCCUUCCAGCGGCCGCAGAGUGAGACCAACGUGGCCAGCGGCUGCCCGCUCUUCUUCCCCCUCAGCAAGCUGCAGUCGCCCAAGCACGCCUACGUAAAAGAUGAUACAAUGUUCCUCAAAUGCAUUGUGGACACCAGUGCUUAGAGAUGGACCCGAGUGUCUCCUGAAGGGAACCAGCUUAGACUGGGGGACUUAGUUAGACAGGCAGGCCCUGCCCUUGGAGCCCACAGUCCAGGACAAGGAUGGGCCGAGGUUGGCAUGACUUGAGUGCCAUAACAUGUUGGCUGUGGCUAAUGUGAGACUGGAGGAACUUGAGCUGUGCGUACAGAGACAGUGGAGGAGAAGACAGAAGUGCUCUCUUCACACAGACCACAACACCAGGAGGCCAGCAUGCCAGCAAGUCCUGAAUGUUGAGACCAGUUUAGGUCAAGACGACAAGAACCUGGCCUGAGGCAUGGACAUUGAGCCAAGGUUGUGGAGCCUAAGUGGAGGGGCACUCCUACUCGGACAUUCUCUGGAGGUCAGGGUAUAACUGGGAAAAAUGCCCCAUCUCUCUGUUCAGACUGAAAACUAGGACCGCAGGGCAGAAGGGACAGACAUGAAUGUGAAUUUAACCUGUCCUGGGUUGAGUACCUACAUUAACAGACAUGUAAACAGGUCAGUCCAGAAGCUGUCCUGGGAAAUGCUUGCCGGCUGGAUUUGAAGACCUUUGAUGCUUUUACAGAUAAAACAAACAACAGCAAAAGCCUUGAAUUUCAAGCUUCCUGUUGCUGGUGAGACAAUCCCACAGAGGAUUCUGGAGAAAUAGAAUCCUUUACUUCUCAUCCCUCCAGCUCCCUGUUCACCUAAACCUCUACACCUAGCAGCCCAGUUACCCAACAAACAGAAGCACACCCAGCCAUGUAAGUCUAGGGCUGGUGUCCAACAUAUGCACCGUCAUGACUGCUCACAGAGUGCCCAGCCAAAGGGGGAAUACACUACUAGGUCUGCCAUUCCUCUCUCCAUGUUCCUUCCUUCCUUCCUUCCUUCCUUCCUUCCUUCCUCCCUCCCUCCCUCCCUCCCUUCCUCCCUUCCUCCCUUCCUCCCUUCCUCCCUCCCUUCCUUCCUUCCUUCUUUCCUCCCUCCCUCCUGCCCUUCCCCUCUCCUCCAACUCUUACUCCUCCUCCUUUCCCUCCCUCCUUCCCCCAUCUCCUUCUAGAAAAAGUCUCAUGUAGCCCAGACUGGUUUCAAACUCAGUUUAUAGUCAAGGAUGACGCUGAAUUCCUGAUUCUCUUGCCUCUGGCUCCCAAGCGCUGGGAUCAAAGGCAUGUGUCAUCCUGUCUGUUACAUGAGGUGUUGGCGAUCGAACCCAGGGCUUCCUGCAUGGUGGGCCAGCUCUCUGCUUAGCUACAUCCCCACACCUUUAAUGGCGGCGUGCUUCUGAUGGGAGGAGAAUGUCUUCACACACACAGUGUGAGAGGCACUGUGCUCUCGGCGAAGCGUUACAGAGCUCUGUGUGCCGCGUGCCUAGGCACUGCAGGGGAAAUGUUGAGACACGCAGCCCACUCUCCUGUAUCUUCUAGUUCACCUGGAAGCCAGCAUUUUUUCUAAUUAGCGAAAGCAGAGUGUCGGGGAAAGCAUAGAAGCCACUGGACAAACGAGAAAAGGCUUCGUGGAGGAAGUGAGCCUCAAAUGCCAGCCUGAAAUAUGUUAAAAUGCAGAAGAUCCGGGUGUGGAGGAGAGAAUAGCCUUGGAGGGAUGAGACAAGUCUAGGCUGCAAGCAGGGGCUGGGUGACCACAGGCUGGAGAGGAAGGCUGACCCAGCCAAAACAGAUAGGCCAAGUGGCCAGAUCACAGAAAGCAUCACGUACGAACUAGUAGUGCACACCUACAGGGCCCUGGGUCUGCUAACAGAAGGGUGAGACAGUGGUUUAAACAGACAGAUCAUUUAUCUUCCAAAGAAGCCCUGCACUGUUGUUCUCUUCCAGGUGACCAAGGGGUCAGGGAGGCAAGCUGCUGGCAGAUCUCAUUUCCCUGCACCCUCACAGCCACGCAUUGAGGAACAAAGGCUUGCACCCACUUACAGAUGGGAAAGCUGAGGCCAGAGCAACCAUGGCAGAAACACUGGCAUUGCAAGUCCCAUCUUCAGUGUCCAAUCUCCCUCCCUUCCUACAGGUUUCCCUCCAAUGAUACCUCCAGCUAUGACACGGUUGAAAAGCAACAGGUGGGGUCCUUCACCCAGCCUGAGGGUCAACUCUGCAGGAUAUUGACAACCCUGCAUCCGCUCAGAGGCCACAGGCCACGUUGUUGAGUCCACAGGCGACCCGCAGACAGUGACUAAAAAGUGGGAAGAACUGGUUCGUGCCUUUAACUGUGAGGUUCUCUGUAGAUGAGAAACACUUGCAGAAGAACUCAUAAAAGAAGCACCAGGCAGAAAGAAGAGUCACCAUGAUCCCAGAUACUUGAGGGCACUGCUGGGGAAGUUUUCCUGUCUUUGGAAAGCAGUACUUCAGGGGUGAACCAGCUCAGAGAGGUCAGGCAGUUUUCUCAAGGACAAACAGGCAAUAGGGGAGUCUCUGCCUCCAGAGUCUGAAGCUUACUACUCGCGGUGGCGUCCUCCCCGGGGACUUGGGUGAGUGGUAGGAUGUCAGAUGAGAAGUGGCAUGCCUCCUGGAACAGCUGCCAGCCCUCCAGCCUCCCUCCCCAACAGCGGCGCCUCUUGCUCUCAGCACUCGCUUGGUGGGGACGCUUCUUGGGUGGGAUCCCCUAGUGACCCUGCACCAGAAGCUGCAUUUCAUUUGCCUCCCCAUCUGGGGCACGCAUGCACACACAUGGAUGUGUUUAGGCAGAGAGCACGCAUUGGCGCAGAUGAGAUUUAGGGAGCAUACCACAGGGAGCUGGGUAUUAUAGUCACUUGGGCCUUUGGCAUUCUGUUAGGAACUUUCCUCAAGCCCCACCUGUCUGGAGCCUUUUCCUCCUGGGAAAGCCAGAGAGGCGAGAGGCCGUGCUAACAGGACCAUCCAGAAACCACUGAAGAGCAAUAGGAAGACCCAGAGUGGGGCAGACACUGGACCAGGCCACCUACCAGGUUGGGCGUUUGCCUUCCCCACCACACACACAACCUGUACCCUCAGCCUCCCACAAGCCAAUGGAGUAGUUGGAUCCAUUCCCCACCCCACCCCCAGCAACAGGGACUGUACUCCUUUGCAGAGUUAUCAACAAACGAACGGUGCUCUUGCUCGCUCUCUCUCUCUCUCUCUCUCUCUCUCUCUCUGUGUGUGUGUGUGUGUGUGUGUGUGUCUGUCUGUCUGUCUGUCUGUCUCUGUGUCUCUGUCUCUGUGUGUGUCUCUCUGUCUCUGUCUCUCUCUCCCAUCUCUCUUUCUUUCAAUGUGUAUGUGUGUGAGCAUGUGUGUGUACACACAUCUACGUGUGUGAAUGUGCUUGAAGGUGGCUUCUUAUGUAGUGCUGGGGACUGAACUCGGGUUGUCAGGCUUGUGCAGCAAGAACUUUACCGACUGAGCCGUCUCCCCAGUCAGGCCCCUUUGUAGAGGUUUUAGGGAAAGAGCUUGGGGAGAGAGGAGGGCACUCAGGGAAGCAACUCCUCCAGAAGAGCCAAGCCACCAUGGGCCUAAGUCUUCGGACCAUGCCUCAUAGCCUGCCAUACUGGUACAGCCAGGAGCCUGCUGGGGUCCGUCUGUGGAAGAUCUCCUUGUCUACAAAACUGAUCUCGUUGCAUACUCUCACCCCCAAGCACAGAUCUGUCCAUGCAGUACUCACCAUCCCAGUAGUGAUGGAGCCUAUUUGAAACACAGCUCCUCCCUGCUACAUCUGUCCCAUAUACAUUGUGCACCGUGAGGUGAUAAGGGUACCCCAAGGCCCUCAGAGCAUGUGCUAUCUCUGAGCUCACACCACAGGCAGAAGAGUGGUGAUAAAUAUAGAUAUAGGCCCUGAGCAGCAACCUUUUCAGAAGCCCAUUUUCACUUCCUAUCUAUCUAAUGAGGCCACUAAACCCUGUGAGCUCUCUCAGCGCACCACCACACACUGCCAGAACUCAGGUCUCCUAGUACAUGGGAACACAUACCACACACAUAUACACACCGCACUACACCGCACACCACACACAUAUAACAUACACAUACAACACAAACCAAACACCACACACACAUACCAUAUCACACACCACACACACACACACACACACACACCACACAGAUACACAUAAUCCAUACACACACACGCACCACACAUCACAUACACACACAGAUACACACACAGAUACACACGCACCACACAUCACAUACACAUAACAUACACAUACAACACAACCACACACACACACACACACACACACACACACACACACACACACAUUUCUGCUCGGAAAGCUUCCUUUGCAGAUACAAGCACUUCACCUUCUAAUCAUGUUGCCCUCAUCUGAGAAAGUUAUCAAUUUCACAGGUAAGACAAGUGUAGCCUUGUCUUGGGAUAGGAGGUAACUUGCCCCAUGGCCUACAGUUAGUUUGUGACCGAGCUUUGGCUUCAGUGGGAGUCUGAUUACACUCUCGCCUUUGCCCCCUGGAGCCACCUAUCCAGCAGAGCGAUCACUAAAGCAUGUGGGCGAACUUAAGGCAAGCUUGAGACAGCCCUUCAUUUGCGCAGACUUGGAUGUGGGAAAUGAGUUCCGAUUAAGUUAAAUAUCUUUAUUUGAGAGAGCAUCUUGGAUUCCCCCAGGGGGCCCAAGGUCAUCACCAGAGAGAUUAUGAAAAGAAUAAGACCCCCAAGGCAGAGAAGAGGAAAAUGAAGAGAGAAACAGAGACAAUAGAAACUUUCGUAUGCGGCUGAACUUGAGGCCCGUGUGUGCCACAUGGGGCACCUUUACCAGAGCCUGACAACUUGAUCUGACCCUGAAAAUCUCGAUUCAGGCUGCUAACCUCCAGGGCUGGAGGAGACACGUGGCUUCCAGCCACUAGGUAUGUAGUAAUGUGUUCCAGCAGUCACAAGAAAUGAACGGGGCCCUUGAAUUGUGGCUGCACCCAGUUGGGACUUGCUGAAAUCUAUGACACACACAGACUUGAUAGCAAAGAGAGAAUCUCGCUUAUCUCGCCAACGUUUCAUGUGGCUGACAUGCUAAAGAUUUCCACGUUCUGGAUAUUAGAUUUCUAGGAAACUUAGAAACCUAGCCACCAGGUCACGUGAGCUUCACAUCCAAUCACGGGAUUGGAUUGCCUUGGCCGAAAGGAACAGGCUCCACCCUCUCCGAGUGGCCUGUGGCCGGCUCUGCAGAGCUGGAGACGGGAAUCCCCCUAUGCGCACACAUCCCUUCAGAUGGGGAGUACUGGUGGUAGGUGAGUGUCCCCCACCCCUCCCCUACUCCCGCCCCCCACCGCCCCCCCUGGUGUCUUAUUUUUAGCUCUCGCUGGCUCAGCACAGCUGGCUCUGAAACCUUGCUGGGUGUAAGCCAGCCCCAACUGCCAUCUCCUUGCCAACGAGGGUCUCAGGAGAGGUUGGUUCAAUGGUUCUGGGGCCUUUCAAGGGCCUAUGAGCAAGCUCCCAACCUCCCUGGCAAGGCUAACCAUAGUCCGUGUUUUUUGGAUAACGAAACCGAGGUUCCUGCAAGGCUCAGAGGUGGCUGCACUGGGUCUUAGAAGGAAACCUUCCUCUAGCACCACAACACUUGACCAGGCUGAAGCUGUGGAUCUGUGCACCCAGUGCCAGCUGCUCUGGGGCCUCACACAAGCUUCUCCAGGACAGAGGGGUGGCACUUUGUACUUUGAAAAGGUCUUCUUGCUUUGAUUUUCUUUUUUCAGUGAUGGGCUUGACCCCAGUGUUGGGGUUUAAAUCUCGGCUCAUGUCCAGACAGAACACACCAAACCAACAUGGUUCCAUGUGGAGAGGUUUAAUGAGAGAAGAAGAGCAGAAGGGAGAAGGAAAGGAAGCCAGCCAUGAGCACAUGGAGGGAAGAGGAGGGAUGGGGAGAGAAGGGCCAGGGAAGAGGGCAAGAGAACAGAGCAGAGAGCAGAAGAACAAGGACCAAGAAGGGGGUGGGGGGGUGAGCACCCCCCUUUAUAGCCAGGUACAGCUGGCUGUUGCCAGGCAACUGUGGGGCGGAGCAUACCUGGCUGUUGCCAGGUAGCUGAGGGGGGUGGAGCUUAGACAGAAUACCAAUGCCUGAAGCCGCUGGUGUACUAAGCCCUAGGAAAGUAUUCUAAUCAAGAGAAGAGCUAGCCAGCACCAAAAUGAAGGCUGGCACGCUAACCUUUUACUUGUUGAACCACCGGCCCAGGGUCAAGAGUGCUUUCGAGUGUUCCUUUUUUAAUAAAAUGGCGUCACAGAUGUGCUCCCGUACAAGCUCAGCGUUAAGGAAAGAAAGUAAUCUGAAUAAAUCCUCAGCCCCAAGCCUGGCUCAGGAAACUAUUCGUUAUAACCAAUGCUGAACGAUAACUCACUGGACCUUCUCGAACACCAGUGCGUCGAACAGAACUCAUGCUGUUUUCAUGUAUGGUUUUAUGCUGGGGAUUGAAUCCAGGAUCUCCUAUGUGCUAAGUCCACACUCCACCACUGAGCUACAUCCCCAGGCUCUCAGUAAACAUCCGUUGGCUGCGGUGUCUGUUUUUAUAACCUGCAGACUGAAACCCGGAUGCUUAGAAGACACACACAGGAGUACGUUACUGUAUCAGGAAGCUAUUAAACAACCCCGAGCUGCUACUGCACCCCUCUCUUCCCAGGCCUCCCUCUGCAUAGUAAUGCCCCGACCCCCUAGAUUAAGCCUCAGCUUCCAGGUUCGUCCUUGGCUCAGGCUGCCUCCUUGUUCUCCUGUGCAUAGCAGUAGCCUGGGGAGGUAGCAGCUUCAUCAAUGCCCUGGCUAAUUUGAUGGACGGAUCUGGCUUCUUUAUGGCCUCUAAUUAUUCAGUAAUCAUCUAGGUGUGACUGGAAAGGAAUUUUGUGGGUGUAAUUACCAUUUAUAAUUGGUCAGUUUUAAUGAAAGGGUUAUCCUAGUUGAUCUGUUAGCAGGUGCUUGGAACCAAACUGAGGCUUCUCUGAAAACGAAAGUCACCUUGUGUGCAGGAAGGGCAGCCAGCCUGGCCCAUUGCGGGUCCUGGGGCCAGCUGGGGGCGGGGGGCCAAUGGCCUCAGCGGAUUCCACAAUCAAGUCAGUUAUUCGCAAUAAAUCAGCCCAAAUGAUUGAGUCUAAAAAACCUAUUUUACCCUCACGCAACAUGAUCUCUAAAUGUGAGUUUGUUUUUAAGUGUACAAAAUAAAUCACAAUUCAAAAUAAGGUUAUGUCCUACUUUAAGUAAAUAGGACAUCAACAGCGUCAUUGGGAUAAUUAUACUAAGAUGCCAUUUAGCUAUCAAAUGAACAGGUGUGCCGAUCAAUCGUGUUCCCUAAACCCCCGGAUGCUGGCAGCAGAGGGAGGCUUAAUGCUGGCUUCUGGGCUGUGUUUCCUUAAGGGUCCAGUUCCUAACCUUAUGAAUCUGUUACUGUGAGGGCUCCAGAGAGGAACCUCAUUCAGGAGGCCAGCAGAGAUGGAGUGGGAGGGCUUCCUUCCUCCUUAUGGAGCUUCAAGACUCGUUUUAUCUUCGAUGCCUUCCCGGAGCCCUGCCCAGGGCUGAUGCCAGUGCUCAGGGCACUAUCUGGCAGCCAGAGAUGUGACAGUAGCUAAGGGGUAGGGGAACUUAGUCCGUAGACAUUGGCAGGCGCCCCUGCCCCCACAGCAGGAAAAACUGUUCCAAAUGAACUCUGCACCCCAGGCAAGACCCCCUGGGGUGGGGCACAUUCAGCUGACAGCCUAUGGUAGCCUGCAACUUGCCCCACCCAGCUAGGCCAGGGCCCAACUUGCCUCUAGGUCAAGUCACCUUCUUAGAAGGUGAUCUGGAGACAAGGGGCCAGGUGGCCCCAGAGAUAGCAAAUCCCAAGGGUCUGGGGCUUUAUUGAAGGAAUGUAACCUGAGCCUCGGCUGGAGGAAGGAUGGACGGGGAAGCCUGCAGUUCUAUGGAUGGUUUUCUACUUCUCCUAUAUCUUCCCCGCUUAAUAACUGAAAUCCUGUAAGGAAGUUCAUGCCUUCUGGGUUUAUAUUUUCAACUAUAAGAUGGUAUCCAGGAUAGGUGAAAACCUAAAAUUUAAACAUAUAAAGUAUGUUAAAAUGAUUCCUAAUUCCAAUGUCAAAAAAUAGAAAGUGAAGAUGGUGGGUUGUCUCAGCACAUGGGAUGAACUUAGGGAAGUAAUAUUAUAGGUUGACACUCACCACCUCACCGGACAGGGACCCUUUGUCCUACUUAUUCCCAUACGUAGCUGAGGUCUCAUCAUGGGGUUGGGACUGUCACAGAACAGUGGAAGCCCGUCAAGGAAACCAUUGCUUAACACCCACCAUCUGCCAGACUGGGUCUGUGAGAGCUUCACCAGAAUUAGAAACUGCUGCUGUUCACAAACUGAAAUCCACUAAUAUGUCCAGAAGUCCCAAACAAACCUGGCCGGAAACCUGCUCUCCCAUAUUAUGACCCAUAAUGCCAGGCCCUCCCUUCCGUGGUUUGAUGGGAUGGAGAAUUUGUGACAGGCCCCAGGUUAAUGUUGAUACUCUUUUUUUUUUUUUUUUUUGGUUCUUUUUUUCGGAGCUGGGGACCGAACCCAGGACCUUGCGCUUCCUAGGCAAGUGCUCUACCACUGAGCUAAAUCCCCAACCCCUAAUGUUGAUACUCUUAACCUGGAAUCCCCUACACAACAGUGAUGACGCAACAGUCGAUGACUGGCACUUAGGCAGACCCUGAGUUGACCAAGGCUACUUAGCAGUGCUAGAGAGUUGGACUUUCCUAACUGUCCUACCCUCGGGAACUGCCCUCCAUCAUCCCCAAGACCCCUCCAGGAUACCGUGAGACACGUACACAUCUAUGAAGCCAGAAAGUCAGGUUACUGUCCAGGAUGACACUGGAGGGACUAGGGAACAGCUGGUAAGUGUUUGCCUCUCAAACAUGACAACCUGAGUUCAAUCCUCAGACCCCUCAGAAGCACGGCAUAGCAGUGUGUGCUUAAAAAUCCCAGCGCUGGGGACCUGGAGACAGGAGACCUCACUGACCAACCAGCCUAGCCGAAUUAGGGAACUCCAGGUCCAGUGAGAGAUCCUGUCUCAAAGGAGACUAAUAGCAUUCCUGAGAAUGACAUCCAGGAUUGGCCUCUGACCUCCGUGUGUACACACACAACAUAUACCCGCAUGUAUACAACAUAAACACUCACAAACAUGUAUGCACACAUCCACAUAAAAAUAAAAAAGAUGGGGGCUGAAGAGACAGGUCAGCCGUGAAGAGUAUUGCUCUUCUUGGGGAGGCCUCGUUUGGUUCUGAGCACCCGCGUGGGGCAACUCACAGCCACUUGUAACUCCAGCUUCAAGGGGAUCUGAUAUCUCUGGUAACUGGAGCAUCUGCAUGAAGGCCCACACACCCACACAGAGACCUGUAAUUAAAAGUAAAAUGAAUGUUUAAAAGUAACAUUUUUAAAAAUGAUGCAACUCAGCUCAGGGCAUGGUCGGAGCAGGGAAGCUUGCAAAAAACUGUCAGAGACUUCCAGAAAACAGACACAGAGAGGGCAAAGGGAAGUGGUGGAGCAGAUAGGAAACACCUACAGCCCCUAAGCAUGCUGGGAGAGUAAUGGGGCAACCUGACUUGGUAAGCAGGCAAGAAGCACAGAGAAUAUGGACACCUGUGGAUUUCUUUUUUUUUUUUUUUUUUUUUAUUAACUUGAGUAUUUCUUAUAUACAUUUCGAGUGUUAUUCCCUUUCCCGGUUUCCGGGCAAACAUUCCCCUCCCCCCUCCCCUUCCUAUGGGUGUUCCUCUCCCCACCCUCCCCCCAUUGCCGCCCUCCCCCCAACAGUCUAGUUCACUGGGGGUUCAGUCUUAGCAGGACCCAUGACUUCCCCUACCUGUGGAUUUCUUGCCAAGACUCUCUAGUCACUUAGUCAAAAAGAGAACGGCCCCACUCAGACAUAAACCUCAUCUAUUAGAUGCCUGAAUAACAUUUACGGACCAGUCCUCUCCACAACUCCGAUGAGGCAGGCUCUGGGGUUAUCACCAUUGCGUAGCUGAGGAACCAAGGCUGCAAUAUUACACAUGUGGAAAGGGCAGGGCCCUUGUCUCCCUCUCUAAGCCCUGCGCCCCACCCCCGCCCCACCCCCGCCUCACCCCCGCCCCGCCCCCGCCUCAACCCCGCCCCCACCCCUGCUCUGUCCAGAGCAUCUGCUCUGUGUGAAGUCCUGGGAGGUUCAUUCUAGUGGUGACUCAUCGGAGCAGUCGCUUAUCAGUCAUCUUUUCUCUUUUGGAGCAUUUGCUGUUUACCUGGAGUUAGUUGUUUAUAGCAUUCCUUAUUCCAGAAAGCACUUCAUGUCUUUGGUGGAGGGGUAAAAGGAUAUACUUUUACAGACACAGCUAUGACUGUGUGGAAGGAUCAAAAAAGGCCAGACAUGAGACACAGACUCAGAGGACAGGCCUGAAGUCCUACAUACUCUGUGCAGAGGUCCCACAUUCUUCUCAGAGCUUUCUAAACGACAAAGCUUGGUUCCAUACAACACAGUUCCUGGUGUCUACUCCCACACGUGGUUACUGAGGCAAAUAAAACUCUCCAAGGCCCUCAGACCAGGAGUCUAAGAGAACAUCGCUGCUCCUGAGUAACGAUGUCCCCAGACAGCUUCUGCUGGGAUAUGCAACACACUCCUCUGAGGGCUGAUUCCUGAGCCUUGUUCCAUGCAGACCCACAUCUGCAGAGGAAAGAGGCUAGAGCACGCAUGUCUCUUUCUAGUUUAAUCUGUGGAGGUCAGAACACACACCUGCAGCUAAUGCUGCACUCUUCUGGGGGCUGUCAUAAAAGAAAGCACCUGAGCUUUCUUUCAAAUCGUUUGAAUUAAUUGUCAGCUUUCAGAAGCUAGAAUUUGGCCUGGUGGUGGUGGCGGCAGAGAGUGCCGUUAAUCUCAACACUCAGAAGGCAGAAUCUGGAGGAUCUGAGUUCAAAGCCAGCUCUAGUCUAGAAAGUGAGUUCCAGGACAGCCAAGGCUACACAAAGAAACCCUGUCUCGGGAAAAAUAAAAAACUAAAGUUACAAUUUUUCACACACUCGUACAUACACAAAUCCAGACUUUUUGCCAAUCUCUUCUAAAACAAAAGAAAUUUGACAAGGAGACCAUAUUUUCCAAGGGCAAAAAUUGGUUCUGGCUUCGUAUUCCAUCCCUCUACGGUUCUGUGAAUGUCCUACUGGACUCUAAUGCCCCUCCCCAACUCCGCAGGAUACCUGGAGUCUGCGGUCAGUCUUAGUAUGUUUUGUGUAUCAGAACAUCUGGUAGCCUAGUGUCCCAGGGCAGGCUCCUGAGACUGAAGCAGGAAGAGGGUACACAGGUUUUGCUGUAGCUGGCUGUGAAAGGUCAUGGGAUGGGGAGAGGUGCUCAUCCAGCCAAGCACUGCCCAUCCAGACAAAUGGAUGAAUCGUUUUCUUUCAACAUAUCAUUGGGCUUCAGAGGUUAUGAGGCGAAGACUACACUCCCUAGCAAGUGGGUGUCCGGAGCAUAGCUCCGGUGAAUGGCUGUGUCAGAGAACCAUUUAGAAGACGCUCUUCCACCCACACUCUCCAACCCCAUGCCCAGGGCAACCCUUGACCAGCUCGACAGAAAGCUGUGUUACUGAACUUUGUACUAGGCAUCCCCCCAAUAAACCGUGAUGAGCAGAGAAGCGGCGCUCCCUCUAGGGGUGUACAAGUGGGUAUCUAUCCCUGCCUAUGGGAUCCUAACCACUCCCCCCCCAACGGAAGAGGCGGGGACUGCCCAGGAAGUAAAUAUCCAGCCGUGAAGAGCCCAAUCCAGGUGAGUUACGGUCCAAGAUACUGAGUGGAAACUGCAGAGUACAGUCCGCAGCCAGUCUUAUAUAUUAGAUCAGAAGGCCAGUUUGGGAUAGAGAGUAGACAGGGUUGUGAAUCUGAUGCCAGCUAAGGUUAAACUUGACCCUGAUCUAGAAGCUUCCUAUGGAGGUCUUUAAGUCCCGUCGGUGCACGAAUCUUUGCUGCGGCCAAGUUGCCAAGGAGGACUUCCAGAAAGGACUCGAGCCUGGGACCAGGAAGAGAUUGAAGCAGAAAACGAGGGUCUUCAUCAGCCUCUGCAGCUAUUCUAUGGAAAUUCUUCCCUCUUCCGUCCACACCCUUUCAAACAGUCUGAAUCAGAGGCCGUGUGUGUGUGUGUGUGUGUGUGUGUGUGUGUGUGUGUGUGUGUGUGUGUGUGUGUGUGUGUGUGUGUGAAGGAUGUAUUUAUCUGCUAUUUGAAAGCUGCGGUUUCUCUUUAACAGCUCCUGGGCCCCAUCCUUUGACCAGACACCAGGAAGGAAUGAAGGAGGACUCUCUUGAUAAUGAGCACAGUGGGCCUCAGCGUGGCCUGUGGCGUCACUGGCUCGGCUGCCAGCCGUUUCUCAUUUCUAACUGGGCAAAGUUUUCAGGACAUUUUUAUGGGCUGCCCCAAAGCCAGCUGGAAGCACUUUUCCCAUAAACUCUCCCAGAGACAAGUAGCCAGGUUUCACAUAUUAAAAUGAAAAUGUCAAAAGGGCCGCUAAAAA
Molecule: messenger RNA, 14140 nt
Organism: Rattus norvegicus (Norway rat)
Lineage: Eukaryota; Metazoa; Chordata; Mammalia; Rodentia; Muridae
Gene: Traf1
Product: TNF receptor-associated factor 1
Biological process (GO): signal transduction; regulation of apoptotic process; negative regulation of non-canonical NF-kappaB signal transduction
Cellular component (GO): cytosol; cytoplasm
Molecular function (GO): ubiquitin protein ligase binding; thioesterase binding; tumor necrosis factor receptor binding
Source: RefSeq, a predicted model, not a curated record